AACUUAAACUUACUAAUGUCUAAAUAAAUGUUCUCAGCUCUGUUAAUUCGGUAGAGAAAGUCCUGUUUGUGAAAUAAAUCUAUCAGAUAUUUGGGUUUUAAUGUUUGACUCACAGAGAUUUCAUUAGCAGUAACUUGUACAUGUGCAGAAAUGUGCAGAGAAACAGUGACACCUACAGGCAGGAUGCUGCAUUACCUGGUUUUUAGCCCACAUGUGUAAAAUGCAGCAUUUUCCACGUCUGCUAUGAUCCUGUCUGGUUUACAGGCGGCGCUGAAAAUGCCCAGGAACACAGCAGAGGAGGUGAAAAGAAGAGAAGCUGCCAUGCAGGAAGGUCUGCAGCAGGCUGUGGCCGUCCCUUUGGCUCUGGCUGAGAAGAUCAGCAUCCUCUGGCCGCCUCUGGGACAAAUGGUUCAGUACGGCAACAUUGGCUGCAAGUCAGAUGCUCAGGUUGCAGCUAAAGCCCUGGAAACAGCCGUUUUUGGAGCGUACUAUAAUGUCCUGAUCAACCUCAAAGACGUCUCAGAUGAAGCCUUCAAACUGGCCACGCAGAGACGAGUUUGUGAGCUGCUGCAGGAAGCCAGAGACAACGUGACCUCCAUCCUGGACGCUGCUGACAAGAGAACAUGACAACGUGGAAGAAAUAAAACCACAAUUCAGAA
Messenger RNA from Fundulus heteroclitus (mummichog), 659 nucleotides. Its product is annotated as formimidoyltransferase-cyclodeaminase-like. Bases 244 to 627 code for a protein of 127 amino acids. Lineage: Eukaryota; Metazoa; Chordata; Actinopteri; Cyprinodontiformes; Fundulidae. The record is from RefSeq and is a predicted model, not a curated record. The transcript is spliced from 4 exons. Gene Ontology annotation, molecular function: catalytic activity.